ACAUGAAAAUGAUAUGCUCAAUCACUCAACGAAGAUGCGCGGCUUACGCAUAUCCAGGAGCAUCUAAGAUGCGAUGGUACUUUGUUAAACCUUAUGUGCGAUGGGAUCCAGAUAGCCUGUUGCAUUACCCAGAAGUGUCACAUGUAGACGGUACUAAAAUAGAUUGGCUCUAUGGACAACCGAAAAGCAAAUACGAUGUUGUGGACAUAUAUGGACCAAAUACAAUAGAACUAAAAAAUCUGCCCAUGGGAAGAACGCCAGAAUACUUGCAAGAAAGAUUAAGGCGCUUCUUCUCAAAAUUCGGAAGCGUAAGCUUCUGCAGAUGUAUGCCACACGAGCUGGAUCCAUAUCAAUGUAAUGGAACGGGAUAUGUAACAUUCCGUAGCAAGGAAGCAUCAGUGGCAGCAGCAACAGCAAAUCUUGUGCUGCCAUACUCAUUACAUAGCAAAGUUAUCGCAAUAAGGCACCUAGAUACAGAUAAAACUAACGAUCCACACUAUGUUUAUAAACAUAGGCACUACAUAUCGCAGGUAGUGGACGUCGCAAAACAAGUGUACAAUAAGCUCACCAAAUAUGGACCCUGUCCAUUGUAUCAAGUUGCAAAUUCAAUAUACGAACGCAACUUCUACUCUGGUAAAUGGCACAAAGCAGGUUUAUCGAUACUCAUGCGCUUCGGGAGAUGGGAUGCUUUUCUAAAGCAUCCUUCACUCAACGGCAUGUUCGAAAUUAAGGAUGACAUCGUCACCUUAGGAUUACAGUCUGAUGAAACGUCUAUCAAGACAUUGAAAAAAUUGUAUAUACAGCAGUCUAUAGAAUUGGAUGCAGAAGUGUCCGUACACUGGCGUGAAGGACGUGUAGCAUUACCACCACAAGUACAAAAGGAGACGAAUGAACUUUAUCAUCUCACUCCAAUACCUGAGCAUUUACAACUGCUCUCGAAGAGUCAUACAAUGUACCGUAUUCACGAUGAACGGCAUAUGCUGAAGAUACAACUAAAGCAAGAACGGAAUGAAGCACGAAGGUUGGCAAGAGAAGCAAAGAAAAACAAUGCGGCUGUUCAGUCUAAAACAUAAAAUCUAACACUAAAAAUAGGACUA
Babesia bovis T2Bo is the source of this 1097-nucleotide messenger RNA. RefSeq names its product RNA recognition motif domain containing protein. Gene Ontology annotation, molecular function: RNA binding. The transcript has 3 exons. The record is from RefSeq and is a predicted model, not a curated record. Bases 3 to 1073 code for a protein of 356 amino acids. Lineage: Eukaryota; Apicomplexa; Aconoidasida; Piroplasmida; Babesiidae.